CUCUCUGUCUCUCUCUCUCGCUUUGCUUGGUCGCGUUAUCUUGGAUCAUUUCAAGCGUAUCGUCAUCAAAAUCGCAGUUUCGCUCUCGAGAACUGUGCACUUUCUGAACUCUCGUCCGGAAAAAAUCACACCCAUCUUCGCAUUUCUUCUCGCUUUCGUCCGGGUCGAGCUCGGUCUCGCGAUCUUUCGUGCGUGCAGGUACGCGGUCAGUGAUCAAGGUCGGUUCUUUUGGGUUUUCUUGCUACGCAUUUCGGUCCCGAGUCGCGAAUUGUGUUGGACUCGUCGCUAGGAGCGGAAUGCGUCCAGGAAAGCUUACUUGAGUGAAGCUUCUUUUGAGAUAUCUGAGGAAGGGGGAGUCUGGAAUGCCAUGAGCUUCUACCGAAAGCCAUCCCCAUCUUGAGCUGAAGUCAAUGGAUCACUAUAUUCUAAACUGAAAAUCCCAUCUUUGUGUAUGUUUCACACCAUUUGGGUUUGGCGUAGGUCUUUUAUCCGUUGAUUGAGGGGAGGAUUGAGUUGGAGACAAUGCUGGAGGAACCUGAGCUGUGUGCUUCUAGAAUUUUAUCGCCAUUUCGCGAGGAAAGUGGUGAUGAGGAGCUGUCCGUUCUUCCUAGGCAUACCAAGGUCAUUGUGACUGGUAACAACCGAACAAAGUCUGUCCUGGUGGGUCUCCAAGGCGUUGUGAAGAAGGCCGUGGGCCUCGGUGGUUGGCACUGGCUGGUUCUGAAAAACGGAGUUGAAGUCAAGCUGCAAAGGAAUGCAUUGAGCGUCCUGGAACAUCCUACCGGGAACGAAGAUGAUGGUGAUCAUAUCAUGGACUCUAGCACUGACUCUGACAUUAUCGAAAAGGAGCAUAUUAUCUCUACUAAAACUAACUCCCACAAACCGGGAAAGCCAAAAGUGCGGCAUGUAAAGCCAUUGGUCGCCCCUGUUGCAAGGAAGUCUGUCGUCCACGGCAGUUACCGAGACGUCCGAUCGAUCAUUCAGACACCUCAACUGCUGUUUUGUGGUUUGCAGAAGAUAGAUUUGGCAAAACUGAGCACAUAUGCACUGUGGAGAUACUGCAGGCACUACAAGCUUAUAAGCGCAUCAAUCAACCCACAGAGGAAUGAAAUGCUCAACGUCGCAGUGCACCAUUUCGUAUCACAGAGAGUAAACGAGGAAGAAGUGAUUACAGACUUCAUGCGCCUGGCCAAGCGACGGAAGGAGCAGGAACAAUUGCUGCAGCGCACGCUACCUCUUAAAGUGUCCUGGAAUUAACCCUCACAAAAUAUGACCACCUAGUGUGGUCAACCAAUUCUUGUUCGUCCUUUGGAUGCUAACCCUCUGAUGUUAGUUGCUCUCUCUUAGCCCCAGGUAACGUCUGGGACGACAAUUCCUAGUUAUGUAGUAAAAGCUCAUUCAACUCCAUUGGAUUAAAGAGCACAAGACGUGGGUGCUAAUUAUAUUCUUACCA
Messenger RNA from Syzygium oleosum, 1453 nucleotides. RefSeq lists its product as uncharacterized. The coding region runs from base 523 to 1257 and encodes 244 amino acids. The transcript has 7 exons. Gene Ontology annotation, biological process: regulation of DNA-templated transcription. NCBI's taxonomy places the organism in Eukaryota, Viridiplantae, Streptophyta, Magnoliopsida, Myrtales, Myrtaceae. The record is from RefSeq and is a predicted model, not a curated record. Gene Ontology annotation, molecular function: protein binding; transcription coregulator activity. Gene Ontology annotation, cellular component: histone deacetylase complex.